Molecule: messenger RNA, 378 nt
Organism: Auanema sp. JU1783
Lineage: Eukaryota; Metazoa; Nematoda; Chromadorea; Rhabditida; Rhabditidae
Source: the annotation of a GenBank genome assembly
AUGAAUUACAAUCGUUUUUGCGUCAUUUUUUCUAUAUUCGUCUCACAAAUCUACUGUGAACUAGAAAAACAAUCAAAUGUCUCAUCUAAUGCUCAGCCAGUCGCUGAAGCAACAAUAAUCGAAGUGAGGAGAGAAACACAUGAAGCUGCCGUAAAUGAAGCCAUUAAUGAUGCUCCUCAUGCACAAGUUGAUCGUCGUAGUGUAGCUGAUGAUGAUGAAGCUGCCGUAUUGUUGAAGCAGACGGUUGACGAUCCAGAAAACAGUAGUGUUGCACUGGAUACACGCCAAAAGCGACGCACAGUUCGCAAGAUGACCAAAGCUCGAACUAAGAGCCAGAAACAUAAGAACACGCCACUAUCAUCAAAUGGAAUUCAAUAA